Molecule: messenger RNA, 2635 nt
Organism: Toxotes jaculatrix (banded archerfish)
Lineage: Eukaryota; Metazoa; Chordata; Actinopteri; Toxotidae
Gene: bmp7b
Product: bone morphogenetic protein 7b
Exons: 7
Coding region: 291-1574 (427 amino acids)
Biological process (GO): SMAD protein signal transduction
Cellular component (GO): extracellular region
Molecular function (GO): growth factor activity; cytokine activity
Source: RefSeq, a predicted model, not a curated record
UCCCGGUGAAACGCGUCUGCUCGCAGCCUCCACUCCACUACAGUUGGUAGCUGUUGGCCACAGGUUGUGGAUGAGGACAGUGGUCCACGCGAGCACAAUCUAGCCAGAAAACCAAUCAAUAAAGGGACUUGAGGUUAAGUUGAUGUUUCAUUUGGGAAUACUUCCCUCAUCAUGAGGGUCCGUAACUGAUUUUGGAUAUUGAACAGAGGCUGUCUGCUGCUAAAAGUUCAAUAUCCAUUUACCAGAGUUUCGGCGAGCAGAACUGGGCGCAAUUACGCACGGCGAGUACCAUGGCACCGAUUUUGGAUAAGCGUGCUCCCGCUUUGCUCUUGGUUUGGAGCUACUGCGUUCUGGCGGAUACCGCCUUUACGAACUUUACUUUGGACAACGAGUUUCACUCCAGUUUCAUCCACCGUCGGCUGAAGAGCCAGGAGCGCAGAGAGAUGCAGCGGGAGAUCCUGUCGAUCCUGGGGCUGCCGCACCGGCCGCGACCCCACCUCCACGGAAAGCACAAUGCUGCCCCGAUGUUUAUGCUGGACUUGUACAACGCGAUGUCCACAGAGGGAGACGAGGACAGAUACUCCUACCCCUACAAGCCAGUCUUCACCACCCAGGGGCCCCCGAUAGCCAGCCUGCAAGACAACAACUUCUUGAACGAUGCAGACAUGGUCAUGAGCUUCGUCAAUUUAGUUGAGCACGACAAGGAGUUUCUACCAGUGCGCCGGCACCACAGAGAGUUCAGAUUCGACCUGUCACGGAUCCCAGAGGGUGAGGCGGUCACUGCAGCUGAGUUUCGUAUAUAUAAAGACUUCAUCCAUGAACGUUACGAUAAUGAGACCUUCCGCAUCAGCGUCUACCAGGUGUUGGAGGAACACUCUGAUAGGGAGUCAGAUCUGUUCCUGCUGGACUCACGGGUGAUCUGGGCAGCGGAGGAGGGCUGGCUGGUGUUUGACGUGACAGCCACCAGUAACCACUGGGUUCUGAACCCUGGCAGGAACCUGGGGCUACAGCUGGCCCUGGAGAGCACAAAUGGAGAGAGUAUUAAUCCUCGUGUGGCAGGGCUGAUCGGUCGCAGUGGGCCUCAGAAUAAACAGCCCUUCAUGGUGGCCUUCUUCAAAGCCACUGAGGUGCACCUGCGAAGCAUCCGCUCAGCGCCAGCGGGGGCCAAACAGCGUAACCCCAACCGCUCCAAAGGGGCAAAGAGCCAAGAGGCGCUAAGAGUGGCCAAUGUUGCAGAAAACAGCAGUACUGAUCAGAAACAGGCGUGUAAGAAGCACGAGCUCUACGUCAGUUUCAGAGACUUGGGGUGGCAGGACUGGAUCAUCGCUCCAGAAGGAUAUGCAGCGUACUAUUGCGAGGGAGAGUGUGCCUUCCCACUGAACUCCUACAUGAAUGCCACAAACCAUGCCAUUGUGCAAACCCUCGUUCAUUUCAUUAACCCAGAGACAGUUCCUAAGCCCUGUUGCGCCCCCACGCAGCUCCACGCCAUCUCAGUGCUCUACUUUGACGACAGCUCCAACGUCAUCCUGAAGAAAUACCGCAACAUGGUGGUCAGAGCUUGUGGCUGCCACUAGACUCUCAACAUCUUCACACAGACACACACAGGUACGCACACACUCAUGAGUAAAGACAGCUUCCCCUCGCUGUCAUUUGAAACGUUGCAAAUGGAUUGCAAAAUAAAGUACGUGCACAUGCGUUUUAGGAACGUUCAGAGAGUUCAAGACAGUUUCCUGUGUGGAAAAAGCUCUUGUCUCAUUUUCAAGGUUGUCCUGAAGUAAACAUGUUGUUGUGUGGUUGAACAAGAAUUUCAAUCAAUUUUAGAUUCCUCGCCACAAGUGCACACUUACACACACGCACAAACACAAACACGCAUGCACACACACACACACACAUGCACACACACACUCACGUUUGUGCUUUCUACUGUGUAUACAAGACAUUUAAAGCAGUGAUUGUACUGUAUAUUCAUUCACAGUCAACAAUCUUUUGUUUAUUUCAAUCAUUGUUAUUGUAGUUCAUUCUUUUACUGUAGAUUUUAUUAUAUAUAUAUAUUUUUAUGACUGAGACCCAGAUGGAAGUUCAUGUAAUGUACAAUACUGUGUAAAUACUUUUCAAACAAAGCAAGAUGUGUAUUUAUUUCCUGGAAUGUCACUUGGGUUUGUGUUUUCUCCUGUAUGUAAUGCUGCCUGUUUUCUUUCACAUGAUAGUACACACAAACUCUGAGGAAAUGAAAACAAAGUUGACAGAAAACUACUUUGACAUGAGAGUUGAGGUCAUAUUCCAUGCACCUCUCUCUGCCUCACGUGCACUUGUACGCUACACACUGAUGGUGGGAGGCCAUUUAUGACAACUUGGACCUGUGGAAGUGUCUACAUAUUUCAUCAGUCGAAGCUGUUACAUAAGCCUGGCGCACAUUUUUAUAACAGCAUUCAGCUGAACUGUCAGAGAGAGAGAAGUUUGUACAAAGCAUCUUGAUCUGUGUGCAAAACAAUUUCAGGUUUAUAUUCCUCUGCUGUAAUACAAUCUGUCAUAUUUAAAAGGUCUAUUUAUUGAGAGCUGGCUAAGCUGUUCUACAUUGUGCUCCAAUGUCUCAUCCAUGUUUUACUGCUGAACUGGUACAACAAUAAACUGGGAG